Molecule: messenger RNA, 2290 nt
Organism: Haliaeetus leucocephalus (bald eagle)
Lineage: Eukaryota; Metazoa; Chordata; Aves; Accipitriformes; Accipitridae
Gene: NUP85
Product: nucleoporin 85kDa
Exons: 18
Coding region: 1-2202 (733 amino acids)
Biological process (GO): positive regulation of DNA-templated transcription; protein import into nucleus; mRNA export from nucleus
Cellular component (GO): nuclear pore outer ring
Molecular function (GO): structural constituent of nuclear pore
Source: RefSeq, a predicted model, not a curated record
AUGCCCGCCCGCCCCUCCCGCGGCGGAAAGGCCCCGGCGCGCUCCUGCCAGCACCGUAUGGGAAGGUGCUGGCAAGUGCCCCAGCGAAGGGCUGGAUACGAGCGGGGAUGCUGCGCCCGAGCCAGCCCCGGCCACCGCCAGCCGCGCAGGGGAGGCCGGAUCCGGCCCCGCGAGGAGGAGGAGGAGGAGGAGGAGGAGGAGGAGGAAGGCAGCGGCAGCAACCGCCUCCGGACCUGCCUCUCUCCCCGAGGAGGCACAGAGGUGGAAAAGAAACACCACAAAAAUGACCCUUCUAAAUACUUCAGGGGUGGAUUUACCAGGUGGGCAUUAGAGAAUGUUCACCAGGCUCCACAUGGCGAAUACGCCCUGGAUCACGAUGCAGACGUGGCCAUAUGCCCCGCUGAUCCCCACUGGAUUCACCCAGUUACCGGGGCUGCCUACUGCUGCGGAGAAACCUGCGAGGCUUUAGUGAACAAUAGGCAUGAGACUAAACCUCAAGCAGCUCUCUCUAACCGAAGCCUUUUUGUGUUUGGCAGAUUGGUUCAAGUGAGUAAAAACUACCGAUCGGUGAUAAGAGCCUGUAUGGAGGACAUGCACCAGGCAGCUAUUUCAACCCGGGACCCUGCCCUGCACAGCCAGUAUAGCACUCAGGUUUCUAUUCUCUCUGCAAUGGAGCUGAUCUGGAACCUGUGUGAGAUUCUGUUUGUUGAAGCAGCUGCAGCUGGUCCCCUUCUGCUUCGCCUCCUUGACUGGGUUCGACUUCAUGUCUGUGAUGUGGACAACAUGGUCCGUGAAGUUCUGAGCAGUGAAAAUCCAUCGAAACACGAGCUCUUCUGGAAUGUGGUGGAUGUCUUUGUGCUGCAAGGCCGAAUGGAUGAAGCACGGCACUUGCUCUCCAAGGAAGCCAGCGCCAAUCCCGCGUCGGUGAACAUGUACAAAAUCUUGGAUGACUUGAUGAAGAAGAUGCCCAUGCCCAGUCUUGGCAACACUCAGACACUGACCGAGAUGGAGCUGAAAUGGCAGCACUGGCAUGAAGAAUGUCAGCGGUAUCUACAGGAUGGAACUUUUGCGUCCAAUUCCCACAUGGAAUCCAUCUGCAAGAUCCUGCUGGGAGAUGAGGAUGCCAUACUGGAGAAAAAGGAACUCAUGACUACUUGGUACCACUUUCUGGUUACCCGACUCCUGUAUUCCCAUCCAACUGUGAAGCCAAUGGAACUGCGGUUUUACGCACAGUCUAGUAUGGACCUAUUCCUGGGUGGAGAAAGCAGCCCUGAGCCUCUAGACACGAUUUUAAUGGCAGCCUUUGAAUUUGAGAUGCAUCAAGUGAUCAAGGAAUGCAGCAUUGCCCUGAGCAACUGGUGGUUUGUGGCUCAUCUGACUGACCUGCUGGAUCACUGUAAACUCCUGCAAUCUCACAAUCUCUAUUUUGGUUCAAAUAUGCGUGAAUUCCUUCUGCUAGAGUAUGCUUCAGGACUCUUCUCCCAUCACAGCCUGUGGCAGCUGGGGGUAGAUUAUUUUGACCACUGUCCAGAAUACGGCAGGGUAUAUUUGGAGCUUCAUAUUGAGCGGAUACCUCUUAACACAGAACAGAAGGCCCUCAAAGUGCUGAGGAUCUGCGAGCAGAGACAGAUGCAUGAACAAGUUCGUAGCAUCUGUAAAAUCAUGGCCAUGAAGGCUCUGCGGAACAAUCGCUUGGGCUCUGCCCUGUCGUGGAGCAUCAGAGCUAAGGAUGCGGCUUUUGCUACACUAAUAUCUGAUCGAUUCCUUAAGGACUAUUGUGAAAGGGGUUGCUUCUCUGACUUAGACCUCAUUGAUAAUUUGGGACCAUCCAUGCUGCUUAGUGACCGGCUAACAUUUCUUGGCAAGUACCGAGAAUUCCACCGGCUGUAUGGGGAGAAGCGGUUCUCUGAAGCUGCCAAGUUGCUUUUGAUGUUGAUGACGGCUCACAUUGCUCCUUGCUCCUUCUGGAUGACCCUGCUGACAGAUGCCCUUCCCCUGCUGGAGCAGAAAGAGGUCAUAUUUUCAGCAGAGCAGACUUACGAGUUGAUGCGAUGCCUGGAAGACCUGACAGCAGGGAAGUCGGAUAAGCAGAAAUUCCAGGAUGAUGACGUCGAGACUAUGAAAGUGGAAAUGCUGAGACUUGCUCUUGCACGAAAUCUUGCACGAGUCAUCGUCAAAGAAGGCACAUUGGAAGGAUCUUGAAGAUGGCAGAAUGUGAUUUUUCUCUUUGUCUGUGGCUUACUGUACAUAAACCUGACUGCUUUUCUAAGAAUAAAUGUCUUGUUUUGCA